AUGGACACCGGCGGCAAGUGCGGCUACCUGAUGUGCGGCACCUUUCCGCAGGUGCACCAGGUGUACCUGGCCACCAACUCCGUGCCCGACUACUUCGUCAACGCGGAGAAGGUGGAGCAGCUGGACUACGGCAAGAUCUUCCCGAAGACGGGCGAGGAGGAGGAGGAGGACUCCUCGACGCGCCACUGCCGCAGCCGUCCUUCAGUGCGCGACCUGCUCACCACCAAGCCCGAGGUGGCGAUCAUGAAGAUGGAGGACUGCGGCCUGCCCAUGGCCGACAUAGUGGGCAAGCUGAAGCCGUUGGAGGUGCUCUCCCUGGUGAAGCAGAUUCUCAUCGGCUUCAUGGUCGCCGAGAAGGCCUUUGAGUUCGAGCACCGAGACCUCCACAUGGGCAACAUUAUGGUGAAGCACACGGAGAAGGACACGCUCAAGUACAUGUACGUCGACAAGAACAUCUACCUGCCGUCGUACAAUUUACAGGUGAAGAUUAUUGACACUACCUUUUCUCGACUUAAGUUUAAGCGCAAAGUGUACUACCGAAAUCUGUCUCACCUCUUCAACGAGGGGGAGAUUGACGUCGAGAAGAACAAGAAGAAUCCGCUGUCGCACCAGAACCAGACGUACCGCGCCAUGGCCUCGGUGAUUCAGCACGACUGGCCCAGCUCCUAUCCGCGCUCCAAUCUGCUCUGGUGCAUCUACAUCAUCAAGAAGUUCCUGCACAGUAGAGCGAUUCGCAAGGACAAGCAGAAGUACGCCAGCUCGGUGCGCAAGCUGCUGAGCGCCUACGUCAGCAUUCUGGUGAACAUGCAGACGAUGCACGAGUUCUUCAGCUUCAUCUACCAGAAGCCGGAGCUGAAUCGAUAUGUGCCCAUCAAAAUGGAGGCCAUUCAGUUUAACGGGUGA
Messenger RNA from Rhagoletis zephyria (snowberry fruit fly), 903 nucleotides. Lineage: Eukaryota; Metazoa; Arthropoda; Insecta; Diptera; Tephritidae. The record is from RefSeq and is a predicted model, not a curated record.